Messenger RNA from Aaosphaeria arxii CBS 175.79, 1155 nucleotides. RefSeq lists its product as uncharacterized. The coding region runs from base 1 to 1155 and encodes 384 amino acids. The record is from RefSeq and is a predicted model, not a curated record. NCBI's taxonomy places the organism in Eukaryota, Fungi, Ascomycota, Dothideomycetes, Pleosporales. The transcript has a single exon.
AUGCCACCGCCAUAUCCACGCCAAUACACACCUUCGAACCUCAAAUCGCUCCACCUCCUCCGCGCACUCCUCCGCGAGACCACAUACCUCCCCGAUGCAAACGCUCGCAGCUUCUUCCACCGCUACAUCAUAACGCGCUUCAAGACUUAUCAGCCUCGGGAAUGCGCAGUGCCGACGAAUAGGCUCGGAAGUAAAUACAAACGUCGACCAACCUCCGUGAUCGAGGCACGAACGCCGGACGUCCAGCGAAAAGCACACAAGGCGCUGAACUACCUCCGCCGCGCGAACACUGGCGAGCCCACUUCGCUAUGGAAGGUCUUACUCUUUACGUACGGUCGGUUGGGACCGAGGAGAUACAAGCUCAUGCAGAAGAUUCUGGUCGAAGAUGUCCCUGACAAAGAAGGCUUGUUACCGCCGCUGCAGAGAAUGUACUACAGCGGCAAAGGAUAUCUGCAAUUCUUCGAUGCGCCAAUGGAGGUGAAGAAGAAGGCGAACGAGACGUCAAAGCAUUCCAUUUCUAUUUCCAAACGAUACCCGCGAUUGAGAGCUGUGCUGGCGAGUCAGCUCGCGAACGAAGUGUCACUGGGGCCAACGAUAAAGCAAGGACAGCUCAUAACACCGGUGAACAAUGUCUGGGAACGCCCAAUGCCGGUCCGACGGGCGCGCAAUGAUGUGAAGAGGUGGUAUGCGAGGACGAUGGCUAGGAUUUUGCCUCCAUUACCGACGAGAGAAUGGGAAGAAUUGGAGUUCCUGGCGAUGGGAAUCAAGAGAUGGACGGACUUUGUGCCGCGAAGGACAUAUGCGGGGAAAACAGAGCUCAGCGAAGAGGAGCGGUCGAUGAAGAUAAUACAAGAAGGGCUUUGGCUAGAGAGGCCUAGCAAAGCGGACAGACCCGGUGGGAGGAUACAUCCACACGCACUGACGCCACGUAUGAUGAAGCGCUUGUAUGCAAGACUCUUUGCCCUGAGCUGCAGAUUGGCCUACAACGAGAAAUCCAAGAAAUGGGUUGCGCAUUGGGGAGUCAAGCAGGCGAACAAACAGACAGAGGCACUCCCACAAUCCGUCAGCGACUUGUUCUUCUCGGGGGUCGACACCAAAGGCCGAAUUCUCCAACAACCACCGCCAGCACCUCCACGUCAACCCAACCCGAACUGA